Molecule: messenger RNA, 3455 nt
Organism: Eupeodes corollae
Lineage: Eukaryota; Metazoa; Arthropoda; Insecta; Diptera; Syrphidae
Product: caprin homolog
Exons: 4
Coding region: 34-3060 (1008 amino acids)
Cellular component (GO): cytoplasm
Molecular function (GO): RNA binding
Source: RefSeq, a predicted model, not a curated record
GAUCUCCAUUCCUGCUUCAGCUUUUGUCUGUGAAUGAUGCCGUCUGCCUCAAACAACACCAAGUUAGAAAAACAGGUCUCCGGCACCCCAGCGGAGUCUUCAAGUGACAAUAAUAAUGCCACAAAUCCGAUGAAACAAGCUUUAGUAACAAUCGAACAUAAAAUUCGCAACCUGGAGAAGCGCAAGACCAAAUUGGAGUCCUAUCGAGCGAUACAGGCCUCCGGUAAGGAAUUGAGUGCUGACCAAAAGGCUGCAGUUGCUAAAUACGAUGCUGUUACCCAAACUCUGGAAUUCGCAAGGGAUCUCUCUAAGCAGAUGGUCCAAUUCUCUAAGGAUGCCGAAAAGGAGCAGAAGAAGCAAGCAAGGAAGGAUGCCAUCGUAAGGGCACAAACGGAAACAAGUAAGAUUCGUGAGGUUCUAGUUAUACAGAACAUUCUGACAAACAUGUCCAUCGAUGAGAUCCGUCAAGCUUUUGUAAGUGGUGAGAAUUGCGCUGUCAAAUUGGAGCCAGCCGAUCUGGAGAACUUGGAUAAAUUCUAUGCGGAUAUCCAAGUAAGACGCCCAGAACAGACUGAAGAUGUUCCAUUUUUGACUCUCGCUCAGAAGGCUGCAGAGUAUUUGUCUAUGACUAUCGAUGGUCGCCCCAAACAAUAUGGAGAGACAACUUUUGAGAAUUUAAAGCGUAUUUGUCAACAAAUUCAAGAAUCUGGCUACUUGGAUAAGAUUCAUUGCGCCAAUCAACCUGAGGUUGUUGAAGAAGCAUCUGUUGUCGCAGAGGAAGUCAUGGCAAGUGAACAACAAGAAGACCAAGUUGAAGUGAACGAAGAGAGCGUGGAAGACGAUGAGGUUGCAGAUGAAAUUCCUGAACAGCAGCAACAACAAGAUGAACCCCAUCAAAUUAUUCAGGUCGCUCCGAUCUACAAUGCCAACGCCCCGGUUGUGAACAACGUCUUUGUAAUGGAGUCGAAUGAAGUUGCAUCCGGUUAUGUUGCCCCGCAGAUUCAUAAUCAUAUGCAAACCACACCACCUCCCACUGGGAUCGCCCAGAACCAACAACAACCACCACAGCACCACCAACAACAGCAGCAACAACAACAACAUCAACAACAUCAACAACAGCAGCAGCAACAUCAACAACCGCAACAUCAACCACAGCAGCAGCCACCCCAGCAACAUUCACGCCAAGUGGUUCCUAGCCCAGUGAAUAUGCAACAACCAACUGGUAUGCCGCAAGUAGUUCCCGCUGCAGUUGCAGCUGUUCCACCGCAUUUCCCAGCAACAACAGUUCGUGCUGUUGAGGAAGCCUACUUCAAACAGCAGCAAUACCUGCAGCAGAUGCGUCCCUUGGCCGAAGUCAUUGGUGGAGGUAAUUUCUUCUUCCUGCAGGACAGUGAAUUGGAUUCUCCAGAAGUUGGUGGUGGUGCCACAGCCUAUAACAACCCCAUCGAGGUUCAAACGCAGUGCACAAACGUUUUCAAUCAACACCCAUCGCAGCCACCACCUUCCCAUCAACAGCACCCAAUGCAGCAAAUGAUCCAGCAAUCGCCAGUUCCCCAGCAACAGACAGCUCCUCCAACACAACAGGCACCACCACAGCAGCAACAACAACAGCAGCAGCAGCAACAACAACAACAACAACAGCAACAACAACAGCAGCAACAACAGCAACAGCAGCAACAACAACAACAACAACAACAACAGCAGCAGCAACAACAACAGCAGCAACAACAUUUGCCAAAGGGACCUCAUGUCAAUAUUGCCGCGCCAAUCCCCACACAAACAUUCACAAACCAAUCAUUCCCUCCACUAGUGCAAGCAGCACCUGCACUCUAUCCUGUAGCUCCCAACUCUGUGGCCGCUUCACUCCAAUCCCCUCUUGGUUGCGUCGCAGGAGACAAACAGCAGCUGCCCCAAGCAGUAUUUUCACCAUCAGUGGAUGCCAGGCCCGCAAUCCUCUCAGUUCAACAUCAAAUAAUUGCAGCCACUGGCCAUCAGCCACAACUGGAGCAACAGCCAGGAGCGGUAGUGAUGAUGAACCGCGUGCCAUUGGCUACUUUCCAACAGUUCGAAAACAGCCCAACGGCUGCUCCCGUGCAGGUGCUAAACCCAACGCCAACCCUCCAACAGCCAAGCGAUCCAUAUGCUGAGCAAGUCGAGACUAUCAAGGAUGAAGUUGCCGCUCUAUCGACAACAGAAGAGAUCAACACCAGCCCCUCCACUGAUUGGGAGACCCCAAAUGAUCGAGAUGACCGCCGACGCGACACCUCCCAAUCGAAGCCAGUGGAACCGUCGAACCAAUGGAGCAGUGAAAUGAACAGCGCUGCUUUGUUCAGCAGUGGUGGAGGCAAUCAAUCCGAUUCGAGCUCCAACGCCAAUUCCAAUUCCCGGAAGAACGAUUGGAACGACGACAACCACCAUCAAAGCCGCCACGAAAGUAACCACUGGUCGAACAGCAACCAUCAGAACGACGGCUAUGGCGGUGGAAGGCCCCGCCAUAACAACUACAACCGAAACGACCAACGUGGUCGCGAUGGUGGCCGUUCUAACAAUGGAAUGGACCGCAUGGAUCGUGGUGGCAUACGCGGCGGCAAUGGUGGAGGACCAGGUAUGGGUGGAAGUGGUGGCUACCGUGGCAGAAGCAACUACUCCUCUCAGUCGCAACAAAACGGCGGCGGCAGAGGCAGCAACGUAUACUUCCGCGACAACGGCUACUAUCAAAACGGAAGUUCCAACAACGGCAGCGGUGGCGGCAGUAACAACGGAGGCAGUGGAGGUUACAACAAGGAAGGCGGUGGCAACAACCAGCGCUACGACAACACAAGCAACUACAGAUCUCGCGGAGGAAACAACAACAGCACCAACAACAACAACACCAACAGUCGGAACAACACAGGCUCCACCAACGGCGGCACCAGACCCUCAAUGUCGUCAAUGUCUGGCACUGGAAUGAACGGACCGCGCACAGGUGGAAACCGCCCAUCCGGCGGCGGCGGAUCCUCCAGUUCAUCCUACGUCAAUUCCAGGCAACCAAACCCAAGGCAACAACAGGACGUUGCGUAAACAUACAAAAAUUUAAGCAGGAAGCAAUUAAACAAAAACAAAUUAUAAAACGUGUGCUCGCAUCCCAGAAGAAGCAGCGCACUUCAAAAAAGAAUAUCUAGUACUAACUUGCAGAGCGGAAAGGCAUAUUAUUCAUUCACACACAAAACAACUGAACUUCGUCUUUAAACAAACAAAACAAAAACAACAAAAAAAAAACAUAUAUAUACAUAAACAAAAAAAAUGGAAAAAUCUUUAAACAAAAAAAUAAGUAUAACAAAAAUCAAGUAUUUAUGCUUAAUAUAAUUUUCAACUAUUCUUAUUCUAUAUUAUAAUUAUUAUUUUAUGUUAUCUUUAAACUUAAAACAAACACAUGAUGAAAAUGAAAAGAAAGAAAACAAAAAUUAUGAAAUUUA